UUGCCUCACAUAUGAUCUGCAAGCUAACAUUGCCUGCCUUCCGUAGCGCCUGUCAUUCCAAGCAAGCAUCAAAUCCCUAUCGUUCCGCCUGCUCCGCUGCUCUAGUCUUUCGCUCAGAUGUCGUCGAUGGCUGUUGAAGCAAAAUCUCUCUCCUCGCUCACAGCACUUGCAUCCAAUCCACCAGCAUAUCCUAGAAAUCCAACACAUGUGAAGCACGAGCCGUUGGUGCUCUACAUUGCUCGUGUACCAGGCAGCAAAGAUGUUUUUCUCUCGCCCAUGAAACCCCGCGAAAAGGUGGUCACCGCAGAAGAUAUUACAAGUUCCCUCUAUUUCGUCCACGUUGAACAUCCUCAAGAUGUGAACCUUAUCAACUACCCGGAAGCUCAGGACCCAGACUAUCCGGAACAGCGACCUAAUCCUGGAAAUCGAUUAUCUGCGCCGGCCAUUCAGCGCAAGGCUGUCCCAAGCACUCCAACAGGUGCACCAGCGCGAAAACCCGUCCCUGGAACUCUAGCUCCCAUUGCGAACUUCGAUAGCAGGCAAAAUACAAGUGCAGGUCAAUACGCCCAAAGGCCUGGAAUGUUAAGCCCUGGGUACGAACCGCGUGGAUCUUACGAUUCGACUCGAUCGCAAACAGAGAAUGACAUACCGACAAUACAACCACGAAGACCAGAGGUGAACGUGACUCCCACCGGCAUAUCACUCACUCUUAUUCGACGAGAUCCAGCAUCUGGCGCCCAAUGGAACGUUGCCCGCAUUGAUGAUCCAACCAUCGCUGAAAUCACAUCCACUGAGCUGACAUUGGCUGCUGCAAGAAGGAAGCCAGGCGCUCCAAUGUAUAUCGAAAUAUCCAAUCCUGGAUACUCCAAAUUCCUCCAUUCAGAAACAGAUCAGAAGCCUCCUUUACCGACUCGUACUAGCGACCUGUCAGUGCGAUCUUACCAAUCAUCAAACGCUCCGCUACGCACAGGCGUGGACUAUCCACCCGAGCUGUCAUCAAAGAACGACAACGUUUUCCGCCGUCGCUUGUGGAUGGAAGGGUCGCAUCUUGGCGGCGGAUUUGGGCAUCGCAAGAGUGGUUCCUACGAUCGCAACUCCAGUCGGCCCACUUCAAGAGGCAACUAUGAUGACAGACCGUCCAUGGAUCGGCCAAUAUCCUCACCAUCAUUCCUGACACGAGAUGAUCAAGCAUAUGGGACCCUUCAAGUCUCUGAGCGACAGUCGAGCUUCCGAGGAUAUGUGUUCACAAGUCCUUGGAACGGGCGUUGCGAAUUCAUCACUGGUGCAAGUGGUGGUACAUUGAAGUGCCGGCAUGUCAUCCCUGGUCUGCAAGGUGCACCGCCGGCAGCUGCGACCGUGAGCGAAAUGAAAUUUAAUCUCCCGAGUGUCAACAAAGCGCCGUCCCCUAGAGAAGAGACUUCGAAGCGGUCAUCAUUGUUUAAGCGAGGGCGCCAUAGUCGCAAUAACUCUGUCUCUGUCAAUCGCAAUGAAGGUGUAGAAGACGCAAGAAGCUCUUUAGAUCGCAUGGACUUGUCACUUGGUCAAGAAUUCGCUGGAGGUGGUUUCGGUGGCAAGCAGGCAAAGCUGGGCAAGAUUAUCCUCGAAGACGAAGGCUUGAAGAUGAUGGAUCUGCUAGUGGCCACCAACAUAGGAUUGUGGUGGCGGGCAUACGAGAAGGCACAGGCUGCUGCAAGAGGUGAUCGGAGUGGCUUCUGAAUAGAGUGUCUCUCGUCCGAUUGAGAGAUCGAUUAAGAAUCUAGGGACCGACAUCAAAUCUUGGUGGCCUCCAGAGGUGUCAACAUUGCACGAGCCGAUUUGAAGUCUAUUCCAACGUCGCACUUCCCGUUACCAGUGCAUCAGACUUCAAAAUACCCUGAAGACCUCCAUGGUUGUCUUUGACUGGAAACGGAAGGCACAAAUCGACCAGGAAGCUAUGCCAC
Molecule: messenger RNA, 1940 nt
Organism: Macroventuria anomochaeta
Lineage: Eukaryota; Fungi; Ascomycota; Dothideomycetes; Pleosporales; Didymellaceae
Exons: 3
Coding region: 118-1716 (532 amino acids)
Source: RefSeq, a predicted model, not a curated record